AUUCUAACGGACAACCUUAUUCUUCAUAGUGUAAUACAAGCGCGUCUGCCAUGUCGCGUCUACACACAGUCUUCGCAAAUAUCCCAGUUAGAAAUCAAUUGAACGAAAUAUCCGGGCUAAACUCGUGUUUUUGAAUUCAAGUUUUGUUUAUUUUCAGGAGUUUUUGGUGUAAAACGACUGAGUAGCCCAUCAAGUCAAAUGAAUCAGGAUGAUUUUCGGAAAUUACUUCAAACGCCAAGAAAUGCAGAAUCAGAACUGUCAAAGCUGAAAGCACCUUCUCGACCUGCUGUAGACAUGUUUGGGAUUAGACGAAAGCCAAGACUCAAUUUGUUUCAGCCGCCAAGGAGUGUUUUACAAAAGAAACGACCAUCAACAGCUAGCGAAGAAGAAAAAGGCACGAAGCAGACGACUAAGCAACGAAAGAAAUUGGAAACUCUUUCAAAGGAGACAGACGCAGAACUCACAGCAGAGGAUGACGAGUACUCUGUAAGGAUUCAGGAGCUAAAGCAAUUGGUUCGUGAAGGAAAAAUCACCAAUCAAGAAUAUUCGGAAAAAACGAAGGAGCUAGGCGGAAAUAUGGAAACCACACACCUUGUCCGUGGUUUGGACAGAAAGCUCCUCGCUAGAAUGAAACAGUCUUCGCUUCCUAAUAUUGCAGAAAAAACUAAUGGUGAUAACGAAACUGCGGAGAAAGAAUCGGUAAAUACAGAGGAUGAAGAUGUAUUGUUAGAGCAAUUGGCAUCGGAAAAACCGCAUGAAGAAAGUCCAUCGACUUCUUUUUCAACUGGCAAGCCUACGCAGCAUCGCCCACGAAAGGAAAAACGGAUCCCGGUUUACCCUAACGGAGCACCAAUGUAUGAAAUCCAUUAUGAAAAUGACACAAAGGUUAAGAUUUUGCUCGACGAAAAUGGUAAUGCUACGAAACGACUAGUAAAGAAAAAGAAGCACAAAGACAUCGUUAAGCCUGCGGACGUACUAGCCUCUUCUCACGAAGAACAGCAGACAAAACAAAAACAAGACACUGUUGAGGAGCGGAUUCCUGCAUGUCCUCCGCGAGUUUUGCCUCUCCCCCAGGCAAAUCUCGAUGCCGAUAUUUUUGACGAAGAAAGUGAUUACGAUCCAUUUGGUGACAGAGAGGGAGAGGGUGCAGACACGAAGAAGCCGCAAUUAGAUCUGAAAAAGGAAAAGCUUUUUGCGGAAUCAGUAAAUGACGAAGAGAUUUCUAAGCUGGAUGCGCAACAAGCUAACGCCAAGUCCCAAAUUCGCCGGCUCGCCCAUCUGCAGGAACGCAGAGAAGCAGAAGAAGCAAUGGAACAACAAGAAAAGCGACAAGUGGACGCCGGCUUCGGUCUGAAACUCGGUCGUGAUGAUGCACCCUCAGCAACAGACAUGUUAGAUUACGAAGAGGACGAUGAUGAAGAUGAUGUCGGCAAACGCAAGCGUCGGUAAAACGGCGUAAUUCUUCAACAAAAACAUUUUACGGGCAAUCCUUAUAAAACUCCUGACUCAAACGUGUUAUUCAUUUCAUUGUAUAUACAUCAAAGCUAAAGAGGAAUGGGGAAGAAUUCGGAAUUGGCAAAACAAGGAUAGCAACUCCCUAGUCCUUGUACCGGGCAAUGAUGUUGCGGAUAUUUUUGAUUUGGUCGACAACGCAAGACUUUGCGGUACCACCGAUGGCGCAACGCUUUUCGACACUGGCUUCGUAGUCGAAGACCGCAGCAACAUCGUCUUCGUACAGGGGGUGAAGCGACUUAAAGUCUUCCACAGAAAGCUGGUCGAUUGUUGUGCCACGCUCCUCAGCCAUACGAACAGCAGAGCCGGAAAUGUGAUGUGUUUGACGGAAUGGGACGCCUUUCCGUACCAAGUACUCGGCCAAGUCUGUGGCUAAGAGAUCAGCCGUCAAACUCUUGGCAAUUUUGUCAGGAUGAACGGUCAGGGUGGAAAGAACGCCCGUCAAGAUUUGAAUAGAGUCCUUGACAGUCUUCAAGCUAUCGAACAAGGGCUCCUUGUCUUCUUGCAAGUCCUUGUUGUAUGUGGAAGGAAUGCCCUUUACGGACAUCAUGAAGCCGGCCAUAUUGCCGAAGGCGCGGCCACUUUUUCCGCGCAGCAAUUCAAGUGAGUCGGGGUUCUUCUUUUGCGGCAUAAUACUGCUGCCGGUGGCAUAUGCGUCCGACAAAGUGACGAAACUGAACUCAGACGUGGAAUAAAUGAUGAGGUCCUCAGCAAUACGAGAGAUGUGGGACAUGACCAUAGACGACCAGAACAUGAAUUCGAUGACAAAGUCGCGGUCAGCCACGGCGUUCAUUGAGUUCAUGAUGAUGCCGUCGAAACCCAGCUCCUUGCGCAAAAAUUCACGAUCAACAGCAAAAGGGUUGCCAGCAAGUGCUCCCGCACCAAGCGGAAGCUGGUUGACACGCGUGUACACUUCAGUGAGACGCACCAAGUCUGUGGUGAUAGGCAGAGCAUGGGAAAGAAGGAAAUGUGACCAUCUAAUGGGCUGAGCACGCUGCAAGUGUGUGUAACCAGGCAUGACAAUGUCAAUCUCUUUCUCUGCACGAGCCGCGAACACUUGCAACAGGUUGAUGAGAAUCUUCUUUACGUCCUUCAUUUCCUCACGCAACCACAGACGCAUGUCAGUAGCGACCUGGUCGUUUCUGCUACGGCCGGUGUGCAGUUUUCCUGCGAUUCCCGUGCCGAUGACCUCGCCCAAACGGCGUUCAUUUGCAGUAUGGAUAUCUUCGUCCGAGGGCUGCAGCACAAACUUUCCUUGCUUCCAUUCGUCACGGACAGUCUCAAGACCAGUGAGAAUUGCCUCCAAUUCCUCAUCGACCAAAAUUCCACGCUGCUUCAAAGCCUUGGCAUAGGCUUUCGAGCCAUCAAUGUCUGCAUUAAACAUCCGCUUGUCGUAAUGGAUAGACUCAUUGUAAGCCGUCAUCAACGGGUCCGUCUCACCGGUGAAACGACCACCCCAAAGUUUGUGUCCUGAUGCCAUCCUGCUGUAUUUUUGUUUCUGAUCCUGUGCGAGCUCCGCGGUCCGAUUGUUGCUGUGUUGGAAAUAACUUUAUACUACUAGGCUGCCGAUUCUGCUGCUUUUGAUACUGCUCCUUUUUCACUGAUUCCCCCGUUGAUUGAUCCCAUCUCCUGCUGCGAUAAGAGAUUAUCUUGCCGGUGUGUGAAAUCACUAGCUGACGCCAGCAGGGACACGCAGCGCGAGCGGCUAGGAGGCAGUCGCCUUUUUGGUGGUUAGUUUGCAUCUGUUACUGAUAAGGUUUUAAGCGAGCACGUGUGUUUCCGAGGCAACACCGUUGAAUGUGCGGGAUAGCCACGGAUUUUCCUCGCGUGUUCCUCGGCGUUGCCGCGGAGUGAUCCGGAAAGUCCUCGAAACUUCCGCGGCCACCCGUUGACCGCAUCCACUCUACCACAGGCAGACGAGCUGACACCUGCCCUCUACACACACCCAACAUCA
Messenger RNA from Schizosaccharomyces japonicus yFS275, 3466 nucleotides. Its product is annotated as eukaryotic nuclear protein implicated in meiotic chromosome segregation. Bases 199 to 1449 code for a protein of 416 amino acids. The transcript has a single exon. The record is from RefSeq and is a predicted model, not a curated record. Lineage: Eukaryota; Fungi; Ascomycota; Schizosaccharomycetes; Schizosaccharomycetales; Schizosaccharomycetaceae. Gene Ontology annotation, cellular component: nucleus.